Molecule: messenger RNA, 8381 nt
Organism: Sarcophilus harrisii (Tasmanian devil)
Lineage: Eukaryota; Metazoa; Chordata; Mammalia; Dasyuromorphia; Dasyuridae
Gene: G2E3
Product: G2/M-phase specific E3 ubiquitin protein ligase
Exons: 17
Coding region: 193-2511 (772 amino acids)
Cellular component (GO): nucleus
Molecular function (GO): ubiquitin-protein transferase activity
Source: RefSeq, a predicted model, not a curated record
AAAAAAUAGAAAUUGUCGCCGCUGGGCCCUGUGGAGGUCUCCCGGCAGCUUCCUCGCCCACAUCUGCCGGGACGUUAACCACGGCUGACUUCUCCGUUACCUCCACGCUAAUGGGACUUCAAUAUUUUUCAUGUGCCUCUUUCUACAUGUGGGCUGAGGAAUCUACUACGGAUCCUAUCUCUACAAAGAAACAUGAAAUAUCGGUGUAAUUCUACUCCUCACUGUCAUAGCAACAGCAUUCGUAGGGACUCGAUUUCAAAGGCACACAUUAUGAAUGAAAAUAAUCUUUGUCAGAUUGAGAACUUUGCUUGUGUUCUCUGUCGAAGAACUGAUGACUAUCCUGAAAAAUAUGGAGAAAAGAAAAUUUACCAAGACCACAACCUCACCAUACAUUACUAUUGUUUGUUGAUGUCAAGUGGAAUUUGGCAGAGAGGUGAAGAAAAAGAUGGUGUUUAUGGUUUUUUAAUAGAAGACAUCAAGAAGGAAGUAAAUAGAGCUUCUAAGCUGAAAUGUUGUAUUUGCAAGAAAAAUGGUGCUUCAAUUGGAUGUGUAGCCAGCAAGUGUAAACGAAGCUAUCAUUUUCCUUGUGGAGUUCAGAAACAGUGUAUUUUCCAGUUUACUGGAAACUUUGAGUCAUUCUGUUGGGAUCAUCGGCCUGUUCAAAAUACACCAUCUAGUCAUUGUACAGUUUCUUCACAAUGCACUAUUUGUUUGGAAUAUGUUGAACAUCUUCCAACAUACAGUAUUUUGGGAAGCCCUUGUUGUAAAAAUGCUUGGUUUCACAGAGAUUGUCUACAGGUUCAGGCACUCAGUGCUGGAAAAUUUUUCUUCAAGUGCCCAUUAUGCAAUAACAGUGAUAAAUUUCAGAGUGAAAUGUUGAGAAUGGGUAUUCAUAUUCCUGAAAAAGAUGCAUCUUGGGAACUGGAAGAGAAUGCAUAUCAAGAACUUUUGCAGCACUACCAACAUUGUGAUGUAAGAAGAUGUCGCUGUAAACAAGGGAGAGAAUAUAAUGAACCUGAUAGUAAAUGGGAAAUAAAACGCUGCCAGUAUUGUGGAUCUAGGGGAACACAUUUAGCCUGUUCCUCAAUAAGAACAUGGAGACAAAACUGGGAAUGCUUUGAGUGUAGAAGCAUUAUCUAUAAUUCAGAUGAUUUCAAAAGACCAAAAAAACGCUCUUUACCUAACUCAGAAAAUAUUGGGAUUACUGAUUGUUUAUUGGAACAACCCUCUCCUAAAUUCUCCAGACAAUCCCCUAGAACUCAAAAGAAAGAUUUGCUCAGGUCACCAAAAAUAUUACAUCAGGGAAGCUUGACUCCUAAUUCCUGCUUAGAUAAACCACCAUGUUCUAGAAGACUAAGGUUAAUAUCACCACUUAUUAAUGUUGCUACAAAGAAUUCUACUAAAAGGGAAAUCAACACAUUGAAAAGAGACGUUUCUAACAUACUGAGAGAAUUAGGAUUCCAAAUUAAACAAAAAACUCGAAAACUCUAUAUCAACAAAGACAGUAUCUGGAAUAGUGCCAUAAAGGGAUUCAGAAAACGAAACUUUAAUCCAUCAGACACAAUUGAGGUACAGUUCUGUAAUGGAAAUGGAGAUGCUGAUGGAUCAAAGCAUGAAUUCUUAAGCCUUUUAAUGAAACAUCUUGAGAGCUCAUCAUUAUUUGAAGGGUCCAUGUCAAAGAAUAUAUCCUUUAAUUCUGAAGCUCUUAAAGAGAAUCUCUACUAUGAGGCUGGUAGAAUGAUUGCCAUUUCUUUGGUGCAUGGGGGUCCACCGCCUUUUUUGUUUUCUAAAACAUUAUUUCACUGCCUUAUUUCUGGGCCAGAGAAUGUAGAGCCAACUCUAGAAGAUGUAGAAGACAGUAAUACAAUGCAAAUAAUAACCAAGAUUAAAAGUUCAAAAAAUUUGACUCACUUAAGGUCAGCAAUACGUGAUUACUUUGAAUACCUCUCUCACAUUGGAUGUCUAAGACUUGUAACAAUGCUAAGUGACAAGGAUGUAUUAGUAAAAGACAUACUCACCUAUCAUGUAAUUAAAAGAGUGCAGGCACCCUUGGACAGUUUUCAGCAGGGGUUGAGAACUCUUGGUGUGUUAGAAACAAUGCAGAAAUAUCCAGAAGCAUUUUAUAGUAUCCUAUGUCACAAGCCUGAGAGACUUACAACCAAAAUCCUUAGUGAUCUUUUUACUAUUCACAAGUUGUCUGAAGCACAGGAUACCAGAACUAUGGGGUUUUGGAUGAAUUACUUGCAGAAUGUUGAAAGUGGAGAAUCUGUAGUAACAUUAGAAGAUAUCCUAGCUUUUGCAACAGGUUGCCGCUCUAUUCCACCUGUUGGAUUUCAACCUACUCCAUCAAUUGAAUUUUUGCAUGCUGAUUAUCCUGUUGGAACCAAAUGCUGUAACAGGUUAACUCUUCCAAUAACCUGCACAUACAAGGAAUUUCAAGAAAACAUGGACUUUGCCAUCAGAAAUGCCUUGGGACUAGAAAGAGAAAAAACUUACUACAAUGGAUGUUAAAUCUUAUUUCAGAGGUGCCUCCUUAUAAGCUGCUAUCAUUAGGUUCUUAACAUUCCACAACUUAAUCCUUAUCCUCUUUUAUCUUAAAACUUGCCAGUCCUAAUUCAGUAAUUUUGAUAUGAACUUAAACUGGUGACUUUUUUUAUAAGUACAUUAUGUUAAGAAACUCCUUUUUCAAAUUUGUAAAAAAAAAAAAUUGCAUUUUCUUAAGGCUUUUUCUUAUCUAUGAACUUCAAAAUAAGUAACUUUAGUAAAUUGUUUCUUUGUCAUGAUAUACAGAAAAACUGUUAUCAAUUAGUUUUCUAAGUUAUGUUUACUUCAGCUAAACUAUAAUAAUUUUCCAGUUUUGUAUUAAAAACUGGUUAUCUUUCAGUUUUUUUUUUUUUUUUUUUAUUUUAAAGCACUGAAUAGAAAUGCCACUGAAGUUAAAAGGUAUUACAGCAUAUGAAGAAGAAGAUACUGUUCUCAGAUGGAGUAGUCCUAUGGUAGAAAUCAAAGUGCUGCAGAUAGGACAGCUAAUAAAAAAAUAGAACUGUUCCCUAUAUUCCUGUGAAAAUGAAUUAUAUUAAAAUUGUGCCAAAAAGUUAAUAUUUUUCAACUGUAUCUUUGGCCUUAAUGGUAACAGUUUUGAUUUCUGCAGAUUAGGGCAGUUCUAUGCCUUCAAAGUGAGUGAACGUGGGUUAAUAAUUAAUUAUUUUAGUUUGUCAUUUGCCACAUUAUGAAUUUGAUUAGUGGAUAUUAAUUGAUAAUGUGAAUCAAGUCUCUUGGAGUCUACUCCAUAGAUAUUAACUUUCAAUAUAGGUAAAAUGAUUUUGUGUCUAUUAAUUACAUUGGUAAAUUAUUUAAAGGAACAAAAUUCUUAUAUUUAUAAAUCCAUGUUCCCAUUUCAGAAGUCUUUCUCAGUUAAUUUCUAUGUAAGUGUUAUUUUCACUACAUUCCUUCAAGAUGUAUGCAUUUUAAAAAAUUGGAACAUUAAUCUGAAGUUAGUGCCAAAGUUUAAUGAUCUUUUACAUGUGUAUGUAACUGUUUUUCCCCUAACUCCCAAGUGCAAUGCCAGUUAAACUACUCUAAAUUAAAAUUCAGCAAGAAACCUUAUGAAGUAAAUGGUUUAAAUUCAUUUCUAUAUUCUUUUGACAUUUGUUGGUAUUGACAAGAGUACCUUUGAGCAAAUUUGAGCUUGGAGAGAGAACAGAAUAAUCUCAGCUUCUCUUCUUUUUCCUUUUUAGUUUUGAAAGUUAAACUUAUUUAUUUGACAUGGUUUUUGAAUGAGGUUGUGUUUUAAAACUUUUAUAGCUUCUGGAACUUCUUUCAACAACUUUACUUCUCUUGGAUUCACUUAUGUUAAAGCCUUUAGGUAAUAAUGAUAUUGUAAAUCUUUUAUUUUUUAAUUAUGUCUAAACAAAAAUCAGUUUGUAGUUUACUUUUCAUAUGGUUAUAUUUAUAUAAUUUCAAAAUUGUAUCUAUGGCUAAGCUUGGCUCUUUUUUCCACUUAAGCAUGUUUCUUUUAAUCACUAAUAUUCUAGUAUUUUCUUGCAAUAUCUUUUGGGCCUGUACCAUUUAUUUUUCUUUUCAAAUUAAAUGAGAUAAAUAAUCACUGAAUCAUUGAUAACUAAAUGAUGAGUGAUUCCAUGCUAACAAAAAUCAAUGUUUUAAAAAAAUAAAAAAGAUAAAUUUGCCAAGUGGCUUUGCCUUUAGUGUUCAGUGAUCCUAAGGGAAAUAAUUAGAAUAAGAUUUACUCUAUUUGUAAAUAGACAACAUUUGAUGAUACUUUGUUACUUUUAUGAUGAAUUGUACUGUGUUCUGAUUGUAAUAUCAAAUGUAAAAUAUUUCCUUUCAUUUUACUUUGGUUAUUUACUUUAAUAUAUGUAGCUUAUGUCAACUUUUAUGCAAUUUAAAAUUUGUUGUAAUCAAUUUCAAAUUCAAUUCUGCUAGUGAAAGUUGUAUUUAUAUACAUGAAUUAUUUUUAAACUUUAAGCAGAAUGACAAUGCGUAGAGAGCUGGUCUCAAAGCCAGGAAGACUAAGAUUGAAAGUGUGCAUCUGACACACCCUAAUUUAUGGAACAAAUUCUUAAUGUCAAUGCCCCAGUCAUCUUUCUAAGAAUAAAUUACAGAGGUGUUAUGGGCCUGCAUUGGUAAAGGGAAUAUCUUCACCUGAGAAUUCCCUAUAUUAAUGAAAUUAGUUUCAGUUUUUAUCCCUAAAUACAAACCUUUUAACUGGAGAGAAACUUAGAUAUCUCUCUGGGUUCUGUUGACAGCCUUUUCAGUACACAUAUCUUUGUCUACUCAGUUUGAUACCCAAAUUUGGAUAAUUUGUAAUGAUGUCUUUAUUGCAUAGUAAAUAACUAGAAAAAUACAUGAAGAAAGCAUCCUUUUGUAUAAACUGACACCCUAAUGCUUUUCUUGCAUGAAGUCUGUUCUGAGUAGGCGAAGAGAGAUUCCUUUUGUACUAAGUGGAAAAAUCCUUUUACAUAAAUUAACUUCAAUAAAAGUUUUAUUAAACUAAACAUAUGAACAGUAAGUACCACAUAAAUGAGGCAGCAUUGUUAUUAAAGCUUUAAAUGAGACAAAUAGCAUUCUGAAAUUAAUUCAUUUUUCAUUUAUCCUCAAGAGAUAGAAAAUUUUCAUUCACAAACUUGCACAUGACAUACCCAUUCACCUAUCCACCAAUGUAAUGCAUCUUUACUUUGCAGUCCUUAAGUGAGUAGCUGUUUAUUGUCUCCAUGGGUUUGAAGUGUGACUGUUUAUUACUCUGUAACUAACUACUUUGUAGUUUUAAGCAUUUGGAUGUGUAUAUACUAUACAUACUGAAUGUAAUUGUUUUAUAUUCUUUAUGUAACCCAUAAGAAAAUUAAGUGGUGAGAUGAUGGGUUUAAAAUUAGGGAUCUGGGACUUACCAGUGCUAAGAUAUCAGAAUAAGGAAGGAACCCUCUGAAGCCUUCUUAGAUUUCCUUCUAAAUAUCUAGAAAGCCACCUCAGAAUUGAUUUAGGAGGAGAAAAGCAGCUUACCAACCUGGUAGGAAAUAUCUUACAGGGAUGGGAGGGGAUCAAGGUCCAAAAGCAACAGCAUGGAGCCUGCAGCAAGACUCUAGGCCUGGAGAAAUCCACCAGUAAGGCCAAACCAGCAGCACAGCAAGGCCCCAACCCCAACAAAAGCUACUAGCAAGGGCUUGAUCCCUUUGCUGACCAUUAGUAAAGCCCUGUCCUAGGGCUAGCCAGCAAGGAGACCCCACCUCCUGAGGCUUACCAAAUAGGGAGACCCUAUUUCUAUGGCAACCUAGGAGUAAGUCCCUGGGCAGAUCAGCAAUGAAAUUAUUCCUCCAGUGUCUGCUAGCCGAGAGACCUUAUUUUUAGAGCAAAUCAGCAGCAAGGAACCAUUCCUGGAGCAGGUUAGCAAUUAAUCUCUACAUUCAGAGAAGGCCAACUGGAGGUUCCAGUAUAAGUCAGAAGGAAAGCCUUACCCAUCAAAGAAAGUAAAUAACUAACCCCUGAAGCCAAGUGAAAGUCUGUAGCAAGACCCAGAGCCCCUGCACCAAAAGCUUAGACCAGUGUAGGGCCAGAGCAGGACCAGAGCUUCUCUCUUACAUAAAAACAUCAGGUCACAAAAAAAGACAGAAAAGUAGACAAAAAAUAAAAAGUUUAAUUUUUGAAAGUGAGCAUAAACUUUGAGGACAAUAGUGUCAAAGUGGCUACAUGUGAAUCCUCAGAGAAUAAUGUAAUUUGUUCUCAAGCCCAAAAAGAACUCCUGAACUUAAAAAAGGAUUUUAAAAAGCAAUUUAGAAAAGCAGGAGAAAAUUGGGGAAAGAGAUGAGAGUAUAAUGCAAGAGAAUCCUGAAAAAAGUCAAUAGCAUGGGGAUAGAUAUGCAGAAAUUUACCAAGGACAAGAAUUCCCCCCAAAAUAGAAUUAGCCAAAUGGAAAAGGAAGUACAAAGGCUCACUGAAGAAACUAAUUCCUUAAUUAAAAUUGAACGUGGAAACUAAUGAUUCUACAAAGCAUCAAGAUACGAUAAAACAAAAUUUAAAAAUUAAAAAAAUAGAAUUUGCAUGUUGGAGAUGUGGGAAAACUGGGGCAUCUACACUGCUGGUAGAGUGGUGAGCUGAUCCAUCCUUUCUGGAGAGCAAUUUGGAACUAUACCCAAAGGGAUAUAAAACUCUGUACCCUUGAAUCCACCAAUCUACGUCUGUAUCCCAAAGACAUCCAAAAAAAAAAAAAAAGGAAAAGGACCUAUUUGUACAAAAAUAUUUAUAGCAGCUCUUUUUGUGCUGGCUAAGAAUUAUAAAUCAAAGGGUUGUCUCAUACUUGGGGAAUAAUAGCUAACCAAGCUGUGGUAUACAGUUGUACUGGAAUAUUACAGUGCUGAAGAAAUGACAAGCAGGAUGAUUUCAGAAAAACUAAAAAGACUUACAUGAACUGAUACAUAGUGAAGUGAAUAGAGCCAUUAUACACAAUAACAGCAAUAAAUUUCGAUGAAGAAAUGUGAAUGACUUAGUUAUUCUCUGCAGUGCAGUGAUUUAAGACAAUCCUAAAGGACUAACGAAGCAUACCAGUGACUUCCGGAGAAAGAACAUAUAAUGAUUGAAUACAGACUGAAGCAUGUCAUUUUUCACUUUUUAAAAAAAUUUCUUGUACAAAACGACUAACAUAAAUAUUUUACAUAAUUGCACAUGUAUAACCUAUAUUUGCGUAUCUCAGGGAGGGGGGAGGGCAGAGAUGAGAGAGGAACUAAACAUGGAACUCAAAACUUUAAUGUUUAAAUAUUGGGGGAGAAAUGGUGAUCUAAGUAUAGAUAGUGGUAGACACAAAAGAUUGAGAAGGGAAAAAAGGAAUGUUGUAAGACAGUUCUCAUGUAAAUUUGCAUCAUGCAAAUUCAGUUUUACAUAAAUUCUAAAAGGCAUGUAUUCAUAAACAUAUGAAGAGAAUUUGGAAAAAAGUAUUCUUUAAGUUCAUUCCUAAUUUUCAUGGAUUUGAAAGAAAGAUGAAAUGUUCAAAGAAGUAACAGGAUUGUAAAAUUAGCACAAGAACUGGAGCUAGAAGUCGAUGAGAAUGAUGUAAAGGAGUUGAAUCUCAUAGAGAACUGUUGAAUGAAGGUCUGAUUGAGUUGUUUUAUUAACUUUACAGUACUGUGUAUGCUUUAUUAUUAAGUUUACCCUUCAUAAUUCUGUUUUAUCGUGGUACAAUAUUCAAUAUCUGCAUUUUAGAACAUUUUAUGACUUGUGUAAAGGUAUUUUGUGUAUGAUUUUGUUAUAUAGCCCAAGUGAAAUGGAUGAGUAGGGGCAAAUUCACAUUAUCAGUAGAGAUCUACAGAAUGGUCCCCUUAAGGUGAGAAUUGUCUGUACUUCAAUCAUAUUCAAAGGAUUUUAGGAAGUGAAGUUUUCAUAUAUGCUCUCAAGCUCUUGAAGGGCUGACUUUUGUAUGUAUUGUUUAGUUUUGCAUCACUGGAGUGCAAAUUAAAAUCAGUGAGUAAAUUGACAAGUUGGUAGAAAUUCGAGUAAAUUUAUGCAAUUUAAUAAUUAUUUUAAGUGUGACAUAUUUCGGAAUGUCAAUAUUUUCCCUUAAUAUUGGGUCAUUCCUGUUGGAAUAAAUGAUAGGUAAUCAAUAGUGUUUUUGUGAUUUCAUUAAACUUUUUAUGUGGUAAAUAAAAAUAAUUGCCGGUAGAAAAGAUGAUUGCUACAUUUUAAUAGCGAUUAUUAUAAUUUCAAUAUGUAAGUUUUAGUUGUGUAAAUAGCAGUUUGACAUUUACAUUGCAAAAUUUGGUAGCUUCAGAAUUUAGCAGUUAGUAUGUCAGUGUUGAAUUCCAUGUUUUGGAUAUAUUGCUUAUGGGAGAUGAAUUGUCAUGUGUAUCCAUUUUUUGAAGUGCAAUAAAGUCUAAGGA